GCUUUGCAGCACCAAUUCAAUCAAGUAAAGAGCAAGACCUCUGAAAAUGAAGCUCCAUCAAAGAAGAGAAAAUCAGAGUGCGAGGAUUACACGAACCACGUGAUUGGAUUCAGUGAGAGCAGCUCUAGCCAUGAAGAGUGGAGCAAAAAGCCCAAGGAGUGUGUUAAACCCAAGAUAUCAAGGGUUCUAGUCCCCACAAAUCCCUCGGAUACCAGCCUGGUAGGUUCCCCGCUGUUCAAUAUUUCUUCCCAGAUUGAAUCUUCUAAUGAUGGAUGUUUACAGAUUGUGAGGGAUGGAUAUCAGUGGAGGAAAUAUGGUCAAAAGGUCACAAGAGAUAACCCCUGUCCGAGAGCAUAUUUCAGGUGCUCCUUUGCCUCAACUUGUCCAGUUAAGACAAAGGUGCAAAGAAGUGCUGAAGACCCAUCGGUAUUAGUGGCUACAUAUGAAGGAGCGCACAACCACGACCAUAAUGCUCUGGCAGAACAAGGAUCAUUAAGCCCCAGCAGCAACAGGGGUUCAGCAUCUGCCCAAACCAAAGCUUCAGCUCCUAGGGUCACUCUUGAUUUGAUGCAACUAGCUGGAUUGGGGGAUGAUACCCAAAAUCCAGCUCAACUAAUUGAUGCACCAGCUAUCCACCAACUCUUAGUUCAUCAAAUGGCUGCUUCUUUGACUAGAGACCCUCAUUUCACAGCAGCUCUUGCUGCAGCCAUUUCAGGCCGAGUUGUAAACCAAAAUAUGAUAAGAAAGUCAUAGUUUUUU
This is a messenger RNA of Hibiscus syriacus, 759 nucleotides long. Its product is annotated as probable WRKY transcription factor 40. Gene Ontology annotation, molecular function: DNA-binding transcription factor activity; sequence-specific DNA binding. The annotation marks the transcript as partial. The record is from RefSeq and is a predicted model, not a curated record. The transcript has 2 exons. NCBI's taxonomy places the organism in Eukaryota, Viridiplantae, Streptophyta, Magnoliopsida, Malvales, Malvaceae. Gene Ontology annotation, biological process: regulation of DNA-templated transcription.